This is a messenger RNA of Toxorhynchites rutilus septentrionalis, 2850 nucleotides long. Its product is annotated as progestin and adipoQ receptor family member 3. Gene Ontology annotation, cellular component: membrane. The transcript is spliced from 6 exons. The coding region runs from base 1037 to 2293 and encodes 418 amino acids. NCBI's taxonomy places the organism in Eukaryota, Metazoa, Arthropoda, Insecta, Diptera, Culicidae. The record is from RefSeq and is a predicted model, not a curated record. Gene Ontology annotation, molecular function: signaling receptor activity.
UUCCUGCUGUAGUGUUUCCAAGUGGAUAUUUCGGAAUUGGUGGUUGAAGUCGAGGCUCGAAAAUCAACAGUCAGUUGAUGAACUGACUUCGGCGUCUCUGGUUCUACGCUGGUUUCUUGAAAAAUAGUUCGUUGAAGCAUAGGUACUGAUCUGCGAUUUCCGCGUCAAACCAAAUGGUGAACGAGAGUAACCUCUCGUGCGCAAAGAGUUAAUGUUCACCCAGACGCAUCGAUCAAUGACGUGUGAGAACACGUGCUUCAAGUGUCAUGCUUUUAUUCUGCUCUGACGGGAACUUGCUGAUAAGUUCAAUUAAGCGCCUCGUCUAGAGGGGUUCGACAUAACACUGAUAGCUAAUUGUGUAGAUUAACUCGCACCAACAAUGCAUAAUUGAAACAUGAGACAUAAAAGAUUACCCGCCGAACGGAGGGCACCGCAACAAACUUGAAUCCGGAUGCGCAUACAUCCCUCGUGGCAAAAAAAAAAAAAUGAUUAAACAGCCAUUAUUUAACGAAACGAAAAGUGCCGUUGAAAAGAAGAACGAAACGACACGGCAAUGUGCACACGAUGAAUGAUGACUAGCGUAAACAAUUUGUCUAUUGAAGUCUUAGUUGCAAUCAAACCGCCGCCACUUGCACACUUUCGCAAAAGCCACACAAUCCGCGCGCGGGGCAACAUAUGCGCACACAAUCCGGCGUUGUUAAUCACUUUCCCUUCUGUUCGCCAACAAAAGCUGGAACGCAGGGCCGCGAAGUAUUGCCCUGAUGUAAGAUCUAGUGUUAGUAGAAAGUGGCCAAGACGUUAGGACGUCAUCGUUGAUCCGUCACUAAUUCGAUAAAUCAUGCAAUGCAUUUAGAAUUGUUCAAACUGAUCCAACAAACUGACUUCAAUCAGUGUGAUUAUACAAUAUGUGCAUUCCAGAUGUGUGUUAGAAAAAAAUAGUGUGAGUUCGUGCUAUUGGUAUUGAUGAAAGUGUCAUAGCAAACGAAACAACAAAAAAAAACCCUGGGAGUUGACGCCGCAGAAAACACGUUGGAAAAUGGACGAGCUGAACAACCUUCUUAAGACCGAUUUGCUAACAGCGGCCGGUUCCGCAGCGAUGGAGAUCGACGAGAACAUAAACCGCAGCGGCAUCGUUGCGUCAACAUUCCUCACGACAACGACAACAGCGGCCACGUGCUACCAGCGAUUCGCCAAAAGUAGAAGGAACAUUACCCAAGAUGAGUUCCCUUCAAUGCUUGAAGGCAGCGACAAGAGCCCUAUCACAUGUGCCACCACGCUAGCUACCGUAUACAGUCAAUCUUCAAACGCGAGCGGUGAAUUUUGUGCUAAGUCAUCAUCAUCAGCAGGCAGCUGCUGCAAUAGCUGUUGUGCGGCCAGAACGAUCAGCAAUGGAAUCAACAGCAAUAAUCCAACGGAAUUAGCAUGCGGGAAGCAGGACAGCUCGUACUACAAACUACGGCAGCUGCUGGGUUACGAAGAUGCGCCGAAGCAUCUCCAGUUCAACCCAUUCAUUCGCAGCGGGUACCGAACGAUACUGUCUACCAAGCUCUGUCUGGAGAGCAUAUUCUGGUUGACGAACGAAACCGUCAACAUCUGGAGCCACGUGUUCGGUUGUUUCCUGUUCAUCGGAUUGGCGUACUCAGAUGUUGUACUGCUGCAGAUGCACGCGAGCAUGAUCGACAAGCUGAUAGUCGGGGGAUUGCUCGUUUGUUUUCAGAUCUGUAUGAUACUGUCUUCUAUCUACCAUACUUUCUCCUGUAAAUCGGAGAAAAGUUAUGAGUGUUUUCUUGCGUACGAUAUGUUCGGAAUUGCCCUUUCGCUGCUAGCGAUAUUCAUCAGUGGCAUAUAUUACGCCUUCUGGUGUAAUGCGGCACUACGCAAUUUCUACAUCAUCACGAUCGGCGUAAUCUUCGCACUGGCAAUGAUCCUGCAAAUUCCCCGACUGAAGGUUCACUCCAACAUUAAAAUGCUAGCAUUCGUCUCGUGGGCGCUAUACGGCGUAGUUCCAACGGUGCACUGGUAUAUUGUAAUGGGUGGCGGCGAAAGCACCAUGGUCAAGUUAUUCAUUCCGCGUGUGAUGAUGAUGUACCUGCUGACGGGGACGGCCUUCCUGAUCUACGUCACCAAAAUACCAGAACGAUGGUUCGUGGGGCGGGUGGACUAUAUCGGCCAUUCGCACAACUGGUGGCACGUAUUUGUGCUGGCGGCGCUUUAUUACUGGCAUAAUAGUGGUAUGAAAUAUGUUGAAUUCAGGAUGACUCACGGAUGCUCCGCCGGGGUUCAGUAUACCUGAGCACAGUAGUAGCACACGACGUAAGCAAAGCGUAAUUGUUUGAAAGAACACGAGAGAGAGACACACAAGAGACAACUAUUGCUAGUUUUGUAAUUGUAGGCUAGUUCCGCAACGUUAGACAAUUGUUAUGUAGAUGAAUUGAACGAUUUGGGCAGCAGCAGCGAUAAUCAUUGGUGGUGAGAGAUCGAUAACCAAUUCACCGUUUCUUCGUUAGAUUCGUUAAGUUGUUCAUAUCGAAACUAGAGUGACUCGACAUUCCAAAUACUACACUAGUAUUUACGCUGUAGCUCCACUUGUUGCCGCUCUAGUUGAAUAGAGCUGUAGAAUGAUAUGCUCAAUUAUACCAAGACAGCCGAAUCCUUAGACAAAUAUGACGGUUAGGAGUAGACUUUUAAGUAGUAUCAAUUGAAACCAAUCCGCAGUACAAUAUGUGAUCUAAGCUCGCUAUGAAUACUGACAGUAAUGUUUGUUUAAGUGUAAAAUGCAGGGGAAUUUCAAGUUAAUCCGUUGUAAUACAAUAUUUUACAUUUAUAUGGUUAGUAGCAAUAAAAUUUUAA